Molecule: messenger RNA, 171 nt
Organism: Cyphellophora europaea CBS 101466
Lineage: Eukaryota; Fungi; Ascomycota; Eurotiomycetes; Chaetothyriales; Cyphellophoraceae
Exons: 1
Coding region: 1-171 (56 amino acids)
Source: RefSeq, a predicted model, not a curated record
AUGUGCUUACCAAUUUCGUCGGCCGGCUCCCCCUCCUACGCAGAGAAUACGAAUGCUAGAACAGCAUCUACGGCAAGCAUACCUGCUGCUUCAAGACCAUGCCAAGUGUCUCCCGCCUACGGACCAAUUGAGCCUCAAGCCAGCAUUGGAUAUACUCAAUUUCGGGGCUGA